CCCAUGGGCCGCGCAGCGCAGAACUGCGGGAGCUCGCAGGGCUAAGCCUGCUUGGGGCCGCCUUGCUCGCUCCCAGCUCCGCAGGCGGCCUGCGGAUCCCGAUCGCUGCGCCCGCCGUCCGAGGCAAAGGCAGGAACUGGCCCGAGGCUCAGUGGCCAGCGCGGCUCUCGGAACAUGGCCAUCUGUGCGCGGCUGGUCCUGGAAGGAGGGGACUUCCGUCACUGCGAUGCCUGAGAAUCAAGUGUGACGUUUCUCCCGGUACUUCAUGGUGUCCUCCUCCAUCCUCUCCACACCACUGCUCCACACGGCUCCUGAAACAUGGGGGAAAACGAGGACGAGAAGCAGCUCCACGCUGGGCACGUUUUCGAGAACUUUGUCCAGGCUUCCACAUGCAAAGGUACCCUCCAGGCCUUCAACAUCCUCACACGACACCUGGACCUGGACCCUCUAGACCACAGAAACUUUUAUUCCAAGCUCAAGUCCAAGGUGACCACCUGGAAGGCCAAAGCCCUGUGGUACAAAUUGGACAAGCGUGGAUCCCACAAAGAAUAUAAGCGAGGGAAGUCCUGUAUGAACACCAAGUGUCUCAUCGUUGGGGGAGGACCAUGUGGUUUGCGCACUGCCAUUGAACUUGCCUACCUAGGGGCCAAAGUGGUUGUGGUGGAGAAGAGGGAUACCUUCUCCCGGAACAACGUGCUGCACCUCUGGCCUUUCACCAUCCACGACCUGCGGGGCCUGGGAGCCAAGAAGUUCUACGGGAAGUUCUGUGCUGGCUCCAUCGACCACAUCAGUAUUCGUCAGUUGCAGCUCAUCCUAUUCAAGGUGGCCCUGAUAUUGGGAGUUGAAAUCCAUGUGAAUGUGGAGUUUGUGAAAGUUCUAGAGCCUCCUGAAGAUCAAGAAAAUCAGAAAAUUGGCUGGCGGGCAGAAUUCCUCCCUGCAGACCACUCUCUGUCAGAGUUUGAGUUUGAUGUCAUCAUUGGUGCCGAUGGCCGCAGGAACACACUGGAAGGGUUCAGAAGAAAAGAAUUCCGUGGGAAGUUGGCUAUUGCAAUCACCGCCAACUUCAUAAACAGAAACAGCACAGCUGAGGCCAAGGUGGAGGAGAUUAGCGGUGUGGCUUUCAUCUUCAAUCAGAAGUUUUUCCAGGACCUUAAGGAAGAAACAGGGAUUGAUCUUGAGAACAUUGUUUACUACAAGGACAGCACCCACUAUUUUGUCAUGACCGCCAAGAAGCAGAGCCUGCUGGACAAAGGGGUCAUCAUCAAUGACUACAUCGACACAGAGAGGCUGCUGUGUGCAGAGAAUGUGAACCAGGACAACCUGCUUUCCUACGCCCGGGAAGCGGCAGACUUCGCCACCAAUUACCAGCUGCCCUCUUUAGACUUUGCCAUGAACCAUUAUGGGCAGCCCGAUGUGGCUAUGUUCGACUUCACCUCCAUGUACGCCUCCGAGAACGCAGCCCUGGUGCGUGAGCGUCAGUCACACCAGCUGCUCGUGGCCCUGGUGGGCGACAGCUUGCUUGAGCCCUUUUGGCCCAUGGGUACAGGCUGUGCUCGUGGCUUCCUCGCCGCCUUUGACACAGCAUGGAUGGUAAAGAGUUGGGACCUGGGGGCUCCUCCCCUGGAGCUGCUGGCUGAAAGAGAAAGUCUUUAUCGGCUGUUACCUCAAACAACCCCAGAGAACAUCAACAAGAACUUUGAGCAGUACACGUUGGACCCGGGGACGCGGUACCCAAACCUCAACUCCAACUGUGUCCGGCCCCAUCAGGUGAAGCAUUUGUACAUCACUAAGGAGCUGCACCAAUCCCCUCUCGAGAGGCUGGGCUCAAUGAGGAGAUCCGUCGGCCUCUCUAGGCGGGAGUCAGACGUCCGGCCCAGCAAGCUGUUAACCUGGUGCCAGCAGCAGACUGAGGGCUACCAGCAUGUCAACGUCACCGACCUGACCACAUCCUGGCGGAGUGGCCUGGCCCUGUGUGCCAUUAUCCACCACUUCCGGCCUGAGCUGAUCAACUUUGACUCUUUGAAUGAAGACGAUGUUGUAGAGAACAACCAGCUGGCAUUUGACGUGGCCGAGCGUGAGUUUGGCAUCCCCCCAGUGACCACAGGCAAAGAGAUGGCAUCAGCUCUGGAGCCCGAUAAGCUCAGCAUGGUCAUGUACCUCUCCAAGUUCUACGAGCUCUUCCGGGGCACCCCGCUGAGGCCUGUGGAUUCUUGGGGCAAAAACUAUGGAGAAAAUGCUGACCUCGGCAUGGCCAAAUCAUCCCUUUCUCAUAACUAUCUGAACCUGACAUUUCCAAGGAAGAGGACUCCACGAGUGGACAGCCAAACCGGAGAGAACAAUGACAUGAACAAACGGAGACGGAAGGGCUUCAACAACUUGCACGAGCCUUCAGCAUUUUCCAGCCGGAGCUUGGGCUCUAAUCAAGAGGACGGCAGCAGUAAAGAAGGUGGAAAUCAGAACAAAGUCAAGUCCAUGGCAAGUCAGCUGCUGGCCAAGUUUGAGGAGAGCUCUCGGAACCCCUCACUCCUGAAGCAGGAAUGCCAUGUCUCGGGGAUAGGUAAGCCUGUCCUGUGCUCAUCUUCUGACCCUCCUGUUAACUCUCGCUGUCUCAAGCCGGAGGAGCCCACGCCCAGCCCAUCGCCUCCUCUGAAAAGGCAGUUCCCCUUGGUGGUUGUGACAGGGCAUGUGCUCCGAGAGCUAAAUCAAGUGUCUGCUGGUGGAGAGUGCCCGAGCCGGCCAUGGAGAGCUAGAGCCAAGUCUGACCUGCAGCUGGGGGGCCCAGAGAAUCGUGCUGCCCUGCCUCCUACCUGCCAGGGAGCGCUGGCCCUUUCUGGGGUUCUGCGGCGGCUGCAGCUAGUGGAGGAGAAGAUUCUCCAGAAGAGGGCUCAGAACUUGGCCAACAGGGAAUUUCACAAAAAGAACAUUAAGGAGAAGGCGGCUCACCUUGCCUCCAUGUUUGGACACGGGGAUUUCCCGCAGAAUAAACUCCUCUCUAAAGGCCUGUCUCAUACUCCUCCUCCGUCUUCUCCCUCCUGCCUUCCAUCUCCUGAUCCAGCUGCCACUUCCAAUCCGUCGACUGUUGACUCUCUUUCUCCUGCCAGAAAGCUGACGGUAGGGAAAGUGUCCAGCGGAAUAGGGGCCGCAGCUGAAGUCCUGGUCAAUCUGUACAUGAAUGAUCACAGACCUAAGGCCCAGGCCACCUCUCCAGACCUGGAAACUAUUCGAAAGGUGUUUCCUCUGAACCUGGGUGGCAGUGACACCUGUUACUUCUGUAAGAAGCGCGUGUACGUGAUGGAGCGGCUGAGCGCAGAGGGCCACUUCUUCCACCGAGAGUGUUUCCGCUGCAGUGUGUGUGCUACCACCUUGCGCCUGGCCGCCUACGCCUUCGACGGUGAUGAAGGCAAGUUUUUCUGCAAGCCUCAUUUCAUUCACUGUAAAACCAAUACUCAACAACGAAAGAGACGGGCAGAGUUGAAGCAACAAAGAGAGGAGGAGGGGAUGUGGAAGGAGCAAGAAGGCCCUCGGCGAGACCCUCCCACGGAAAGCUCUUGCGCAGCUGCUGCCAUUGGCUCACCAGCCGGCAGCCCCCCAGCAGAUGAGCCAACCUCCCCCAAGAAGCCCAAGAGUGUCCCGGAGCCAGAGACCAGUGAUGUGGAAGGUGGAGUCACCUCUCCCCUGCCUUCCGAGUGGACCUCAGUGAGGAUCAGUCCUGGAGAGGAUGUGGUCGGGCAGGACGUGCUGGCUGUGUGUGUCCUGGUCACCAGUGAUGACAGCAGCUCUGAGGUAGAGCUGGACUGCGGCAGCAGUGAGGACUCUGGUGGAGAGAGACCCCGGCGGCCGGAACCCCCACUCCUGCAGAAGCCCCUCACCCAGCACACCUCCCUGAAGGAGGCCCUGACCAGGGCAAGCUCUCCGCAGUGCCCUGAGGAACCCAGAGCUCUGCAUGCUCUGCAAAGGGCCAACAGCUUCCAUUGUCCAACACCCAGCAAAUACCAGAGCUGGAGAAGAAAAUUCCAGUCGAGUUUGACAUCAGUGAAUAACAAAAGAACUGUGUUGCCUCCAAAGGAAGUGUCUCCUUCUCUUUCUCCUUCCCCGUUGUCUUCUGCUUCGUCUUCCCCACCAUCUUCUUCAGGCAGUGUCCCAGGGAAUCCUCUGGAUUGUUCCUUCCCACCUCAGCAGGUCUCAAGAGGUCAUUUCAGUCCUUCCACCCCAAUCUUUCUGAGGCGAGCCAGAGCCCAAGGAAUACCGAAGGAAAUCCCUCUAUAUCUGCCUCACGGCCAAGUGCUAGAGCGGGCAGAAUACUGCCUGGUGAGGCCUGGUGGAGAAGGCCUCACAAGCCCCAGGACACCUAGCCCUGCAGAUACGGCUUCUGAUGGGUGUCAGGAAGCAGAGGCCCCUCUUGGGGACACCAGAAGCAUCCACAGAGGCCCACACCCCAUUGGGGGGAAGGAAGGAUGUUUGCCAGACCCAGAGAUGUCUCCCAGGGCUGGAGAGGACUCAAGAGACGGGAGCACUGAUCCCAGGAGGGGAGAGGAGGGUGGGUCAGAGCUCGCAGAGGGGACAAAGUUGGGCUUAAAGAAGUUGGUUCUCACUCAGGAGCAGAAGACCAGUUUGCUGGAUUGGACUGACUCUAACCCUGAGGGCUUGUGCCUGGAAGCUGGGGCACGGCUUUCCCAGAAAAGUGCUGAGAAUGGUAAAGGAGGCCGGGUGCUGAAACCAGUUCGUCCCUUGCUCCUCCCUCAGACAGUGAGAGAGACCCUGCCAGCGCAGACAGAGACUCAGGAGAAGAUGGGGACCCCAGCUGAAAGGACUCCAGGGGAGCAAAGCGUGACUGCACCUAAAUCCCCACUGCGGUUCAUAACAAAUGCCAUCCGAAGGUCUCUGGAGCCCCUGCUCCCCAACUCCGAAGGUGGGAGGAAGGUCUGGGCCAGACCAGAAUCAAAGAUUUUGCCCACCACCCAUCCACCCACUUGCACUCGCUCAUUCAGCCUCCGGAAAAUCAGCUCCAAUAAAGACUGGGACCCGCAGUCCCCCAGGAGAAACAUGGCAAACAGGGCCGCAGCCUUCUUCUCCUUGCGCAGCCCAACAGCCAAGGCUGCCCAGCCCUCAGACUCUGGCCCUCCGGACCCUAUCCUCCGCACACAUAGUUUGCCUAGCCGGCCAUCCAAGAUGUUUCCUGCAUUUCCCUCCCCACCCUGCAACAAGAUGGAAGAUGUCCCCACACUCUUCGAGAAAGUGAGUUUGCAAGAAACCUUCCCGGAUGCUUCUAGGCUUCCAAAGAAAAGAACCUCAGUCUUUUCUUCCCUCAGACUCAAAGACAAAUCUUUUGAGAGUUUCCUCCAAGAAUCCAAACCAAGAAAGGACCUCCAGGACUUCUUUAACAGCCCCAAGGGGAAGGUGCUGCCUGUGGACAAUGCACAGCCCCUGGAGAAGCAGGUGCAGCUUUUCAGUAGCACCCGCCUGGGGCAGAGGAUCCAUCCUCCUUUUCUAGAGCGAGAUGCAAGUCCCAAGCGUGUCCCCAUCAGGGCGCAGGUGACAGAGCCUGCCUCUUCCACCACCUCCUCCUCUGCAGAUGAAGAAUUUGAUCCCCAGCUUUCUUUGCAGUCAAAGGAGGAGAAGACACUUAGAAGAAGAAGGAAGCUGGAAAAAGCAACAAAACAAUUGGUUAAGCAAGAAGAGUUGAAAAGGCUUCAUAAAGCUCAGGCCAUCCAGAGGCAGCUGGAAGAGGUGGAAGAACGACAGAGGGCUUCCGAGAUCCAGGGUGUGAGGCUGGAGAAGGCGCUCAGAGGAGAAGCAGCAGAUUCAGGCACACAGGAUGAAGCACAGCUUUUGCAGGAAUGGUUUAAGCUGGUUCUGGAGAAGAAUAAAUUAAUGCGAUAUGAGUCGGAGCUACUGAUCAUGGCCCAAGAAUUAGAAUUAGAAGAUCACCAAAGCAGACUGGAGCAGAAAUUAAGAGAGAAAAUGCUCAAAGAGGAGAGCCAGAAAGAUGAGAAAGAUCUAAAUGAGGAGCGAGAAAUAUUCAACGAGAUGAUGCAAGUGAUUGAGCAGAGGGACAAACUCGUGAAUUCCUUAGAGGAACAACGCAUAAAAGAAAAGGCUGAAGACCAGCACUUUGAAAGCUUCAUAUUCUCCAGGGGCUAUCAGCUGAGCAGGACGUGAACAGGCCCAGGGGUCCCCCCUCCCUUGAAGGAAGCCGAAGACCGGAUCCGGCCAAGCACACCUCACACACUCCUAGUUCCUUUUGCAGGAUUUGUUAUACCCUCAACUUAAGUUAUACACUACUGCAAUAUGUUUUUAAAAAUUAAAAUUCUGUCAUAUGUGCUCCAGCUUCCCCAGAUCCUUCCAGAGGUUAUAAUGAAGAAAAUACAAAGACGCUUUUGAAAUUGGCAGUCAAAUUCAGCAGGUCUCUCUGAUUGGAGGUGACUUGGCAGAGGAUCAGCAUUGUUUUCCCUAGAAAGUGACACGGAGAUUGACUUUCCUGCUGCUUUUAGCAUUUGUCUUCCCAAUUCAUUGAGUUACACAUCUUAAGAUUUUAAAGAAGCUGCCUUUUCAUUAAUAUAUCCAUAUUUGCCUUUUUUGCAUGGAUGAGUGGUUUCCAAAUGUCAGAAGGAAGCAGCAGCAGUUUAAAGAUUAGGUUAAUAUUUAAAUUGUGUUUCUAGAGAAAGAGGAGAAACCUCGAGAUUACUGAUUACAGAAAGCAAAUAACUCAUAUAGCAGGUGUUAAUUCAAUCCAGGGUGAAUUUAAUUUACCAGGUGUAUUUAUAAGCCUUAAUAUAAUAUACAUAUGCAAUGAGAGUCUAAUAGAACAUUGGAGCCUUAAUUUUAUUUUUAGAAAGAAAGAAAAAAGGAAAUAAAACCUUAACUUCAUACCGGCAGGAUCCUUAGUUUUCCCCAAAACUAAGGGGAAAAGCUUUUGUUGGCGUAGAAAAGCUUUUUUUAUUCUCAGAGCACUGUCCUAUAGCCCCUGGAACAUACUGGAAGGCGUUUUUAGAAAACGAAUAAUUUUGAAGUGCUUUUUUUAUAACUGUUGGUAAUGGCAAAAAGGGAAACUCAUGUGUUGAUAAAAUAUGGGUGAGGUUGGUGCUGCUACUAAAAACUCACUAGUGACCCAAGGCAAGUAUACCUCCCAAUGGUGGUCUUCUUAGGUCCAAACAGAGAAGUGCCUCUGAGAC
Molecule: messenger RNA, 7172 nt
Organism: Rhinolophus ferrumequinum (greater horseshoe bat)
Lineage: Eukaryota; Metazoa; Chordata; Mammalia; Chiroptera; Rhinolophidae
Gene: MICAL2
Product: microtubule associated monooxygenase, calponin and LIM domain containing 2
Exons: 36
Coding region: 319-6159 (1946 amino acids)
Molecular function (GO): protein binding; FAD binding
Source: RefSeq, a predicted model, not a curated record